GUGAUUGUUCGGACUUGCACCCCUCACUGACGCAAGUCGCGCGUCGGAGGAAUAGUCUUUAGUGCCUGGUCCUUGCUCCGUUGCGAAUGAGGACUGGACAUCCUCAUCCGGAAGGGCGAUGAUUGCUCUUUCGUGGCUCGACAGUCACUUUUACGCAGGCAAUUGCGUACCAUGAGGGGGCAGGCGCGCCAACUAUAGUCAAGUCCACGUGAGGGCAGAGUGGCUCGUGUCCUUCCGUUCCUUGCGAGCUUUCGAGACGGAACGGGACUCGGAAAGACGCGUUCGCCUAGGAAAGUUCCCAGCUUCCACCAUUCAGGGCGACCGCACUCUAAGAACUCUUCUCCCUACCUCCAUCACAUAUCACACCGUUGCCGCUCUUCUGUCAGCUCUCUCACAGAUGCGUGACUCGGCUCAUUACCUGCGUCAAUAGGUAUCACAACCUGAAGGCGCCUACGACAGAAUCGCCACCGCCAAUGGGCUCUCAUCCACGCUUGUCCUUGUCUGUGGAGGCGCCUCCCUACGCGUCUCAGCGAUACCCUCGUACAGCUGCUGUGACUACCUCAAAGCCCAUCAGUAGAGUCUCACAUAUUCGCCAGACUGAUGACAGGCGUAUGACGGGCGUACAGGGUGGGGCCAACAGGAGCGGCGGUACCCCAGCCAACCGGCGGGUCCAGACCCAGCUGCCGCAUUACUUCUCAUCACCCGCCACGUCUGCAUCGACCCCACGCUCUACUGCAGCGGCGCCGUCAUCGUCAUCGGCAUCCGCUGAUGAUCACAUCAGGGGCGGAACGAACUAUCCAGCAGACGUUGCUGGCAGUGGACCAUCUCGGAAUUCCAAGAGGAGGCGUACCUCACCUGACGCCAGUAUGCUCGGGAAGGCGCCCCCAUCCACCCUCAAGGCGCCCAGGCCCAGUACUCAGAACGCUGUGCAAUCUGCCUGCGAAAGCGUUUCGAGCAACGAGCUGGAGGAAGAAGAGGCCUGGAUGAGGAGAGCUCGUGUCCUCACUGGGCGUCAUGAGGAAAACCCUGCUGUGAUUUCGUCUUCCCCGCGUCGUCAGAAGGAGACCUCCGACGAAGCUAGUAAGAACAAGCAAGCUUCAGCGUCUGCCGCCCCUCGACGUCCUCAUACGGCUCAGGCAGGCGAAGCGGUCCGGGCGGUUGUCCCACCUCGAUCGCCUGCUCAGCGUGCUGCCGUCAAGGAGCCCUCCUCGCCAUUUCAAGAGACGCCGUGGCUACACGAUUCCCUGUCCGAACUCUCCAUGCUACCCUGGGAGAGGGACGCAGCUCUCAAGCUGCCUCAAUAUCGCACCUCGGCUGGGUCGAAACCCACGGAGAGGGAUCUGCAGAUCAAGCGCAACAUGGAACAGGCAAUUGCCCAGAAAGCUCAGCAGGAGGCCAUCGCCCGAAGUCUGGGUCUUACCGUUGGAAGAUGGUCAAAUGCAGAUACAACUCGGUCAGGACCUGCUUCGCCCAGACCGGCAGCGCGGACUCCGGCUCGAGGCUCGAGACCGGAGAAAGAAGUAGUGGAUGUUGCGUCUGGCGCAGCUUUGCCACCUCCAGCUGACAGCGAAAACGAACUGCCCUACCGCAAGCGUCCCAUCACACCAAUGAUGACUCCACAGCUGUUUUCAAAACGGGCCCCUCUCUUGCCUCGCUCUAUUCCCAACAGCAGUAAGGAGCAGUCACGGCCGGCUCUGUCCGACGCGGGAUUGAGCGGCGAUGAAGAUCAGGAGCGUCCCGGUCACUUGGCCACCCCCAGCAUUCGCCACCCUCAAGUGUCUGCCGGGGUGCCUCGCUCCAAGGACGUAUUGCCCGCCACUCCGACCCCGGAGCUCCCUGCCAUUCGAUCUCCCCGAUCGAAGCGCAAAGUCUACGCACUCGAGACGCAAGACGGCGCUCCCCUUCCGACCCCUUUCGACAUCCGAGCUGCCGGUAUCCGGAGACUGCCGAACAAGUUGCACUCCGGGAGCCGUGGCCCCGCGACUCCUCGCGUGCACGAGGAGGAGGCCGCCCAAAGACAGACGACGCUCGAUCGGCGUGGCUCUUCAACAAGGCAGCGUUCAGGGCAGAGCGACCGUGACGCUUCAACUCCUCGAAAGCUUCGCGACCAUCUACUUUCGGUGAACCGCUUGAGUCCUCGUAGCAACUCGAAGAAGAGAGCCCGCGAGGCUCGUCUGGAGGAAUCCUCUUCUGACGUUGAGAUGGGAGGGGGCGGGUACGCGGCAGACUCUUCCUCACCUCUGCAGUCCCCGGGCGAGACCCAAAUGCUUGGGGGUGACUAUGACGAUGAGGCAGAUGAAACUGUACUGCCGACGAGAGCGAUCGAUCAAUCGCUGCGGGGCACGCAUGUCCCGCCUGAGAGCGGCAGCAGAAGGAGCAGCGAGAAGGAGGAUGAAGCCGUGGAAGAGACACAGCCGCUGCCGUUCCUUGACGCCGACGAUACCUCAGAUGACGAUGAGGAGGAUCUCUUAGUAUCGCGUCCGCCGCCGAACAAGGGCACCGGAUCAUCUCGAAGAGUUGACGCUCAAGCGGUACCUUUCCUUCAGCGAGCAACACAGAAACCGACAGGCUGGGCCACUGUCAACGCCGCCUGGGAAGGGCUCAACCUCAAUGACACAAGGCGCGUGCAAACGGGCGAUCGGGAGCAACAGCAACCUACGCUUGGUCACUAUGGCUUCGACGAGUCUACACGUGCCAAACGUUCUGCUGCUAGACCUCUGAAACUUUCGCUCCCAAAUGCGCCCGAAUUGAGCUUCGACCAUCCUCUCAGUCGAGAUGUGACUGAUCAUUUGACCGAUGAUGAGGACGCUGAGGAUGCGAGGGAUGCGGACGAUUCGGGUUUCGUCGAUGGAUUGCGGGACGCAAAGGAGGGCCAAGGACUGUCGAGCGCAAGUAAAGGAGCGAGAGGAACACCGACUUAUCGUGACACAUCCAUCCUGGCUUGGUCGAAGGAAGUUGUGCCAGACAGUCAAGCUACACAGCCUUUAGCGUGGGAUGAAGAGGAUGACAGUGGCAAGAAGAGCCACAAAAGCCCUCGUUCAGACACACAAGAUACUUCGAACACCGAGGAUGAGGCUGUACUCCCGAUGGAUGUGCUCAAAAGGAUGAGAACGAAGAUGACCGAAUGGCCUCAGGGUGGCAUCGAUCGGAGGCGAGGGAUUCGCAGCAGCUCCCACGCGGCGGCGAACAACAUUGCAGCUACCUCGGUCAUGAGUGAAGGUGGAGAAAGCGGCGACUCGGACGGUUGGGUACCAGACAUGCCUUCGCAAAUGGAGAGUUUCUUUGAAAGGCUAUGAAUCAGGCUUGGAGACGUAGGGCGGCACGUAUGGGCGGCCACAUUUAUCUCUGUUGUACUAUAUCUUCAUUACGCUUCCUAUGUCAUUGUUGCAUCUCAUGGAAGUGUACGAGUC
Messenger RNA from Microstroma glucosiphilum, 3410 nucleotides. RefSeq lists its product as hypothetical. NCBI's taxonomy places the organism in Eukaryota, Fungi, Basidiomycota, Exobasidiomycetes, Microstromatales, Microstromataceae. The transcript has a single exon. The record is from RefSeq and is a predicted model, not a curated record. Bases 474 to 3296 code for a protein of 940 amino acids.